GAUAUCGACUGCAGGGUACCUACACACAAUGAAUGUAGUGGUUUUUAAUAGUAGGCUAAUUUGGAAAUGUUCGAAGUGUCUCUAAAUUGCGAUCUGAAACAUUAGUUCAGAGUUGUUUGUUAGUUUUACAGUGAUAUCGUGGAUUCCAGAGACUGGUCGGAGCGAAAGAGCUCGCACGUAUUAUGCCGCAAUUUCACAAAAUCGAAAUAAAUAGGACCGAAUGGGAGGUUCCGGAACGAUAUCAGAUGCUCACUCCAGUGGGAUCAGGAGCUUACGGUCAAGUGUGUUCAGCAGUUGACACGACUACUGGUCACAAAGUAGCAAUAAAAAAAUUAGCCAGACCAUUCCAGUCAGCCGUACACGCGAAGCGCACGUACAGAGAACUUCGAAUGUUGAAACACAUGAAUCAUGAAAAUGUAAUUGGUCUUCUAGAUGUAUUUCAUCCGUCUUCCUCGUUGGAAGAUUUUCAGCAAGUAUAUUUAGUUACACAUCUAAUGGGCGCGGACCUUAAUAAUAUUGUAAGGACGCAAAAACUUUCGGACGAUCAUGUACAGUUUCUUAUUUAUCAAAUUCUUCGUGGUCUCAAAUACAUUCAUUCUGCGGGUAUAAUACAUAGGGAUUUGAAACCAUCCAAUAUAGCUGUAAAUGAGGAUUGUGAGCUGAAGAUUUUAGAUUUCGGAUUGGCCCGACCUACAGAAAAUGAAAUGACCGGAUAUGUUGCCACAAGGUGGUAUAGAGCUCCAGAAAUUAUGCUUAAUUGGAUGCACUAUAAUCAAACAGUCGAUAUUUGGUCAGUUGGAUGUAUAAUGGCUGAGUUAUUAACAGGGCGAACAUUAUUUCCUGGAAUAGAUCACAUUGAUCAUCUAACACGAGUCUUAGUACUCUGUGGUACACCCACAGAAGAAACUUUAAGCAAAAUUACCAGCCAAGAGGCAAGAAAUUAUAUACAAAGUUUACCUCCUUUAAAGAAAAAGAAUUUCAAAGAUGUUUUUCGUGGGGCUAAUCCUUUAGCCAUAGAUUUACUUGAAUUAAUGUUGGAGUUAGACGCAGAGAAACGAAUUACAGCCGAGCAAGCUUUAGCUCAUCCGUAUCUCGGACAGUAUGCGGAUCCAACUGACGAACCAGUAUCGUUACCAUACGAUCAGAGUUUCGAAGAUAUGGAUUUACCUGUCGAAAAAUGGAAAGAACUUGUUUAUCACGAAGUAAUAAACUUUGUACCUCAACAGUUACCUUCGUCGUCUUCAACAAUUGAAUCUGCUUCGUAAAUUCAUGUCAGUAGCUCAAAUAAUAUAGAUAUAAGCGCAGUAAGAUAACAUUAACAAGGAAGAAUUUUAAAAGAAAGUAUAUAAAAUUGUUAUAUACAAAAAUGUCAUUGUAUAUAAUGUUACGUAAGUAACAAAGUUAAUCAUACAAAAUUUAUGCAUACUAAAGACAAAAUGUAUAUUUUUGUUAAUGACGUAUGGAUACGAGAAGAGUUAUUAUUCUUCAUAUUACACGUAAAUUAUUUUAAAAUGUAAAUUUACCAAACAAGCAACAAUUAUUCAUAUUUAUAGUUAUACAUGAACGUUUCAUUAUGUAUCCAUGUAUUUAAAUGCUUUGAAGUUGCAAUCAUAUUACGAUGAAUUCAUAAUGUAUUUAACGAAUAUAUUAAAAGUACGAUUGAAUAAUCAAAAUGUCAUUUGCAAUUGAAAGUGAUGUCUUUUGUAAAAUAAAAUUUUCUGAUGCGAAAAAGUAACAGUUCAAUGACAAAUAUUUAUUAUAAAAAUGCUAGCUUCAAAGCAUUCAAUUGUAUUUCAUUCAAUGCUGGUUCUAGUCUGUAACAAAAAGAAAACAUAUUAGUUCAAAUUUAUCAUUAAAAAUAAUUCUAUUAUUUCAUACACAAUAUAAUUUAAGAUCAUUUCAUCUAUUUGAUAGUAUUAGAUUAAUGCUUUUAACAACGAAA
This is a messenger RNA of Colletes gigas, 1942 nucleotides long. RefSeq names its product mitogen-activated protein kinase p38b-like. Lineage: Eukaryota; Metazoa; Arthropoda; Insecta; Hymenoptera; Colletidae. Gene Ontology annotation, biological process: protein phosphorylation; intracellular signal transduction. The transcript is spliced from 10 exons. The record is from RefSeq and is a predicted model, not a curated record. Gene Ontology annotation, molecular function: MAP kinase activity; ATP binding. Gene Ontology annotation, cellular component: cytoplasm; nucleus. Bases 183 to 1265 code for a protein of 360 amino acids.